Triticum turgidum subsp. durum (durum wheat) is the source of this 486-nucleotide messenger RNA. NCBI's taxonomy places the organism in Eukaryota, Viridiplantae, Streptophyta, Magnoliopsida, Poales, Poaceae. The record is from the annotation of a GenBank genome assembly.
AUGGACGGCGAGUGGUGGAGGAAGAAGUGGGUGGCGUGGGCGGCGGCGGCGGCCAUCUUCGUGGUGCUCAUGCUCGUCACGCCCGCCAUCCCGCAGGACAAGGACUACCACGACUUCGCCGACCAGCGCGUCCUCUUCCUCGCUGUGCAUAAAAAAUAUUAUACAAGAAUGUGCCACCGGCGAUGGGUGCAAACGGCUGUAAAUGUGGACGACCACAUCUUCAUCCCAAGAGGCGGGGGCUGGCGCUGGCGUCCACGACCUCACCAAAGCAAGGAAGGAAGGAGGAGCAGGCUCCAGCGUCAGGUGCCUAAGAUCGGCACACCUCCUCCCGAUCGACCCAGACCAGCGCCAUGGCAACAAGCUUGCCCCCCUACCCCGACCUUGAAGUUGAGCGGCCGAUACCACCAUGACUUGGCGGCACAGCUGGUGGAACCGGCGUCCAUAAGCGAGCAUCGUCCAGAUGGCCGCCGCGCUUCCGCUCAGUAG